AUAUAAUUUCACUUAUUUCUAUUGUUUAACUUGUUUUGGUUUCUAAAAUUAUUUUAGGGAAUGUUAUCUAGUGAAACUGUAAUUUCAAUGGCAGACAAUUGUGCUUGCUUGCAGAAAUCAUGCUUCAAACAAGGAAUUCUAAUACUGACCUUAUUUCAGAUCAUUUCACUUGCAGAUUUGAACAGGUAGGGUUUUUAACUUGUGUGAAUGUCUAGUAUUUGGGGUCAGUUCCUCUGAGCCAGGGCUCAAUUUCCAACAGCACAGCUAUUAAAGAGAGUACUAUCCCAAUUUUCUUUUUAUUAAAAAUGCUCUUAUGCCUUUACAUAGUUCUGUUUCUUUAGAAAUUGGAUGUAGAGACAUUUUGUUUAUUGUAUUAUUCCAUUGUCUCCUUUAUUGUGUGUCUUAGGUUUUAUCAUGGUUGAAUAUUCCAAGUAUUUGGUUUGCCUUUUUGUUUUGCAAUGAUAAAAAAGGUCAUUUAUGAAUUUGCUUUGCAGAUGUUAUGCAGUUAUCGGCACAGAACCUCUGUAUGUAUUUUAGGAGAGUUAACGGAAAGUUUGAAAGCACUUAGCCUAUUUGUGGCUUUCGAAUUGAGGUCAUGAACCCUGAAAACAAAAGAGACAAAGAGAAAAGGGAAGAUUUGUUAACUUGCAAAUGUGCAUGUAAGCAUCUUUACAGUGUUUGUCUUCUGAACCAUAGGUUUACAGGGUUACUCAAGAAGACAAGAUGUUUUACAGCCUCUUUCUGACAUAUAUCUUUGAGCUUGUGUAUAUUGGUGCAAGUCUGCUUUUUCAGUCUCCCAGUGUGACUGUGGAUGUGGGUACAAAUGUGACAUUAUCAUGUGAUAUCUCACAUGCAUUUGGUCAGUGCUCCUCUGUCAGGUGGCUACUCUACCAGCCAGUAGGUGGCCUCAGGAUCUACACCCACCUCAGCAGAGGCUUCAGGGCCAUCACCCACGAAGCUCAGCGAGAUACGCAGUGCCUGCUGAAUAUUCCCCAGGCCAGUCUUUCACAUAACGGCACAUUUUACUGUCUGCUGUUGAAUUUAGGGGUGGAUUAUAUGGGUAAUGGAACAGAGCUGACUGUCAUGGACACAACCGACAAGGUGAAGGUGAAUGAAGGCCACAGAAUGAUUUUGGAAAAAGUUAAGGAAUGUCAGUGUUUGAUCCCCUGGGCAGUUUUUGGAGGUGUCUCCCUUCUUCUAUUCAUCUUAACUGUCAUUGCAGUGUGCAUCUGGCAGAGGAGAGGAAUAACUCAGCAAAGAAACAACAAUGCAGCAGGGAAACACCAGCAAUCUUCAAGUGAAACGCAGUAUGCUACCCUUAAGUUUGGACCGGGGAGGCAUGAGGAUAUUACACAUUCCUGUACCUAAGGCUUCUGUAAUGCAACCAUCAUUUUAGCAAAUUCUCAAUGUUACUCAGUCUGGAACAUAAACACGCCACACUUCAGCAGUUUUGCAAGCUUGUUAUUAACAUCCAUUCAUUUGCAUUUAAUUUUACCUUGAGAAUCAGGUCUUUAUUUAGUUUUAGUCCUACAGAAGCCUAAACAGACUGUGAGCCAGUUCUCCGCUAGUGAGCCAGUUCUCCACUAGAAGGCAGUAGAUUACUUCAUUUUGAAUUGCAAGGCUCUACUGUGUACUUAUGUUCUGACUUCUUACGCUGUUUCGCAUUUGUUCUCACUGCCAAUUGACAUGUUUGCAGCCUGUAAUUAAAGCAAGAGAAUACAAGUGA
Molecule: messenger RNA, 1726 nt
Organism: Pygocentrus nattereri (red-bellied piranha)
Lineage: Eukaryota; Metazoa; Chordata; Actinopteri; Characiformes; Serrasalmidae
Exons: 6
Coding region: 724-1368 (214 amino acids)
Source: RefSeq, a predicted model, not a curated record